This is a messenger RNA of Prosopis cineraria, 682 nucleotides long. Its product is annotated as glutaredoxin-C4. Gene Ontology annotation, biological process: cellular response to oxidative stress. The coding region runs from base 76 to 477 and encodes 133 amino acids. Lineage: Eukaryota; Viridiplantae; Streptophyta; Magnoliopsida; Fabales; Fabaceae. The transcript is spliced from 4 exons. Gene Ontology annotation, cellular component: cytoplasm. The record is from RefSeq and is a predicted model, not a curated record. Gene Ontology annotation, molecular function: glutathione disulfide oxidoreductase activity.
CAAUGCCAGAGCCAGACGGCGAGUCCCUAAUCGAAGUCUCAGAAAGGUUGGUUAGUGGUUUGCUCGGCGAUCUCCAUGGCAGGUGCUGUGAGAAUGACGAUGACGGCGAUGCUGGUGAUACUAGGGGCAAUCUCUCUGUAUUGUGCUGAAGCUUCCACUACGGCUGAGUUUGUGCAUAACACCAUCACGUCCCACAAGAUCGUCAUCUUUUCCAAGUCCUACUGCCCGUACUGUCGAAGAGCAAAAGGUGUUUUCAAAGAGCUAAACCUUGAACCACAUGUCGUUGAGCUUGAUGAGAGAGACGAUGGCUCAAAGAUUCAGGAAAUUUUGGUUAAUACUGUUGGGAGGCGUACAGUGCCACAGGUCUUUAUUAAUGGAAAGCACCUUGGUGGCUCGGAUGAUACUGUUGAAGCCUAUCAGAAUGGGAAACUGGCAAAGCUUCUGGGAAUCGAGACAGAGGUUGAUGAUGAUUUAUGAAUCAGAUUACUAAUAGUUGGAAAUUUGUAAUUUUAAUUUGAGCCCAAAAUGAAAUUGUUGCAUGUGAGGGUUGACCCUAUAUUAUGCUUUGGUAGAACAGGCUCUUUCAUCUAGAUCAUUUGAGAUUUUGAUCAAUAAGUUAAGGCGUAAUCACUCUUGAAUCGGUUUAUCUCAAUUAAUAGAAAAUACAAUUGUUUUUGAGCAA